Dalotia coriaria is the source of this 1305-nucleotide messenger RNA. RefSeq names its product Recombination repair protein 1 (gene Rrp1). Bases 40 to 1137 code for a protein of 365 amino acids. The record is from RefSeq and is a predicted model, not a curated record. The transcript has 2 exons. Gene Ontology annotation, biological process: base-excision repair. Gene Ontology annotation, molecular function: DNA-(apurinic or apyrimidinic site) endonuclease activity; double-stranded DNA 3'-5' DNA exonuclease activity; phosphoric diester hydrolase activity. Lineage: Eukaryota; Metazoa; Arthropoda; Insecta; Coleoptera; Staphylinidae. Gene Ontology annotation, cellular component: nucleus.
AUUGACAAAUCUAGACAUCCAUUGUCAAUUGGUCAAGUGAUGGCGCAUUGUAUGCGACGAGUCUUUAACCUUAAUUUUUACACGGUUGAAUCUGUGCUUCACCGGCGUUUUUAUAACAAACCAAGGGUUUAUAAUCUCUUUAAAAUUCCAGUUUCUAGCCUAACGAAGAUGUCUGACCAUGAAGAAGCUGCGCCCAACAAACGACGCAGGAGGGCUUCACCUGCAUCCAGCUCGAGCAGGAGCAAGAGCCGUAGAUACCAAACAACCUCAGACUCUUACUCUGAGUCAGAGACCUCUGACUCCUCACAGGAUGAGCCUCUUGCCAAAAUAAAACAUUACGACCCCGCAAAUGUCGAGUUCAACAUUGUCUCAUGGAACGUAGCUGGAUUACGAGCGUGCGCCAAUAAAGGCGGGCUGGAUAAUCUCCUAGAACUAAAACCAGACAUGAUUUGUUUACAAGAGGUCAAAUGCACGCCGGAGCAAUUACCCGCGCAGGUUCUCGCCAUCAAAGAAAAGGGAUACAAGUUGUAUCAGACUGAAUCACCAGUGAAAGGGCAUGCUGGUUGUGUUGUACUCACCAAGAUUACACCGUUUCAAGUUACAACCACCUUUGAAGAUGAUGAGGUGAUUUUCAAUGGGCGUGUAAUCCACGUGGAGUUUUAUAAAUUCCACGUGUUAUGCGUGUAUGUGCAGAAUUCCGGGAGGAAACUUGUCACUCUCGGUAAAAGAAUGGAAUUCGAUAAAAUAUUUUCUAAAUAUGUGAAGGCAUUGGACAGAGCCAAGCCGGUUAUCAUCGCGGGUGACAUGAAUGUCGCUCACAUGGAGAUAGAUCUGACAAAUCCGAAGAAAAACGCAAAUAAUGCCGGGUUUACUCCCGAGGAGCGCGAUGGAAUGACUGCACUGUUGAAAACGGGAUUCAUUGACUCAUACAGGCAUCUUUAUCCUUCUCUAAGGGAGAAAUAUACUUUCUGGUCGUAUUUCUCGAAUAGUCGCGCCAGAAACAUUGGCUGGCGACUGGAUUAUUUCAUCAUAUCAAAAAGGUUUAUAAUUUACAUGCUUGAUAGUUUAAUUCUGCCUGAGUAUAAAGGCAGUGAUCAUUGCCCUAUCAUGUUAAAAAUGCAGAUUGUUCCCUGCUAAACUCAGAAUCUCACUAAAAACUCAUUUUUCUACUUUUUGUCACUCAUUUUACGUUUUGUACCGUUUGUUUUGUUAGAUUUAAAGUUUCUUUGUACUCUUUGAUUGUUAUAUUAUUGCUGAUUGUCUUUGGGACUAAUAAAUAUUGAUUUUUUUAAAUAUUGCGCAAAA